Ostreobium quekettii is the source of this 333-nucleotide messenger RNA. Lineage: Eukaryota; Viridiplantae; Chlorophyta; Ulvophyceae; Bryopsidales; Ostreobiaceae. The record is from the annotation of a GenBank genome assembly.
AUGAGAUUCCCAUUGGCUGGCUUAAGCUUCUGGCUUCUUAUUGGCUACGGUGGAGACCUUGCAAGCAAAGGUGACGCUCAGAAGGUCAGUUUGCAAGUGCAUUUGGGAACAGCACAUGAGGUCAGGUUCCUCCAAGGGGCACUGCUGUCGAAAUAUCCGCUACGCACAGUAUGCAUGGGUGACUGUAUCAAUGGCAAGUGCAUAGUUUGUGUUGCGGUUAUAGUUGCAGAGUUUAGUGAUUCUGAGAAGUGCCGAUGUGAACGAGUGGGCAUUGUGGUGGAUGUAAAUGGGCCAGUUUCAUUGUCCAUUUCGGCCAAAAUUGGGGUUAUUUAG